GUAGCUUAGCCUGAAAGGCAGCGAAGAAAAGUGAAGAACAUUAAUAGAAGCUGAAAGAAGACAGCUUUAUUUGAGAGGGAAAAUCUAACAAAGCUGAAGAGUUUGCAAUUAUGUCUUCUCUCUGACUUUCUGAAACAGUGGUGAAGACAGGAAGUGUGAGAAGUUGUUGGAGUUGCUUUAGCUGGAGACAGUGGCAAAGGAGUUACUACGGUUAGCUGGAGAUGACAGCAAGAGUCAAGAACACAUGGCUGGAUCUGUCAUAGGAUCUCCGUGCCUGGCAUCUAUACUACCAGCAGCUCUGCCUCAUCCUGUCAACAACUGUUACCCCCACUUGUGCUGCCAUGUUGUCAGAGUCACGCUGGAGGGGUCUCCGUCAUACCUUGCUGGUGCUCUUCUCAGCCACCCUUCUCAUUGGCAUAACGAUGCUGGCCAUCUCCACUGAAAUCAGUCCUAUUGGGGUUUUCUUUCUUGUAGCAGGGGGCUUGUGUUUGGUUGGCUACCUCAUUAGUGUGGCAGCUGAACAAUGCCUGAAGCAUCAGAAUGCAGGAGAAGAGGCACAGGCAGCCCCAAGAAGACAAAACCACAAUGGAGACAACGCAACUUACGAAGCACCAGCAUAUGAGGAAGUGGUGGCUACUGGCUACUUGUCAGAUUCAGCGCCCACAAUUUGGACCAUUACAUCUAGUCCUGGAGUAACACAAGGAGAACCCCCUCCCUAUAGUGUGGUUAUUGAGCCUCCUGCCCAUGGAGAGACAGUGGUGGAAGCAUUGAGUGUCUCGGUGGAGCCUGGUACACGGCGGGCCUCCGAAACAGAUCUGCACUCGAGGCUGCGCCUCCGACUGUUCCUGCCCCCAAGACUGAAACGCUUUGUCUCAGAUUCUCAUGAACUCAAAGGGAGCGAAGAGCGCCUGGAACGCCUGGAACGCCUGGAGCCCCUCACUCCACCUCCUGCAUAUGAGAAUGCGACUGGUGAUGAAAUCUUUGAAGGACACUUUCAACCUUCAAAACCUUGACUGAAAGGCUGGAGAUUGACAAAUGGUGCCAGUAUUACCUCAUUACUUCUUUCGAGCCUAUUAUCAGCUUGGUAUUGGAGCCUGUGUGCUUCAUCUGACUGCAAAGUUUGUUUGCAAGGGCUUGGCUCUCUUUUAUGAAAAAUGCAUGUAUUGUAGACACGCAGCCAUGGUAAGGACUCCUUUUCUCCCUUUGGAGUUUCUUUCAGGGAGUGGGGAGAGGUAGAAAGGUUCUUAGACAUUUCAUCUGAUAUGGUUACACAUUUCCAAAGUCAUUCAUAUGUUCUUACCAUUGA
Thamnophis sirtalis is the source of this 1306-nucleotide messenger RNA. It is a transcript of the gene TMEM139, whose product is annotated as transmembrane protein 139. The record is from RefSeq and is a predicted model, not a curated record. Lineage: Eukaryota; Metazoa; Chordata; Lepidosauria; Squamata; Natricidae.